Molecule: messenger RNA, 984 nt
Organism: Penicillium brevicompactum
Lineage: Eukaryota; Fungi; Ascomycota; Eurotiomycetes; Eurotiales; Aspergillaceae
Exons: 1
Coding region: 1-984 (327 amino acids)
Source: RefSeq, a predicted model, not a curated record
AUGACCAACUUGUCCGAAGCCCCCGACGGGAUCCAUGGGUAUCAUGGCAACAACUUGGCCGUGCGGACGUUGAUGAUCGUCUUCACGUCUAUCGCAUUAUACAACGCCAUUGAACUCUUCAUUCUGUUAUUCUUGACCUUUACCCAUUACCGCGGACUUUACUUUUGGACUCUACUCCUAUCCGUCGUUCUGGGCGUAAUCCCCCACGCUGUUGGCUAUCUGUUGGAGUUUUUCUCUCUGGCGCCAGUAUGGCUUUCGCUGACCAUCACCACCAUUGGAUUCUACGUCAUGGUCCCUGGUCAAUCGGUGGUGCUAUAUUCUCGCCUGCAUUUGGUGGUUCAGAGCAACAAAGUGCUUCGUUUUGUGCUUUGGCUCAUCAUUGUUGAUGCGGUAAUCCUUCUGGUCCCAACAACCGUGUUCACUUUCUGCACCGCAUACAUUGCCUCUCCAACCGUCAUUCGCGGUUACAAUGUCAUGGAACGGAUGCAACUAGCCUGGUUCUGUGCUCAAGAAAUCUGCAUUUCCAGUAUAUACAUCGUCGAAGCGGUGCGAUUGCUCAGAAUGAUGCCCGACAAAGACCGACGACGCACUCGAAUCAUGUACGAGCUACUAGCUAUCAAUUUUGUCAUCAUCUUGCUUGAUGUUUGCCUUCUCGUUGUCGAGUACAUUGGCUACUACCCACUACAGACCACCUUGAAACCAAUGGUCUACAGCAUCAAGCUGAAGCUCGAGUUCGGUGUCCUCGGAAAGUUGGUUACUCUCGUGCAGAAUUCUCGGUCUCAACCCACCUCAUCUGAGCAUGAAGAGUACCCUGGAUUUGUGGAUCCUACCCAGCUCACAACGGACGUUACACACGCCGCGCCACGAGAGUCCCGAUCGAGGGGGCGGCGAGGAUGGAAUACAAUGUCUGUGGAGAGCCUGCCUAUGUCCGAGCGAAGGAUCAGGCCCUCGACGCAAUCGACUGAUGAAUCCCAUCCACCCUGA